AAGCCAGAGGGAACGAAAGAGUAAUUAAUGUUGUGACAGUGUACAGUGUCAGGGAUAAGCUAAUAUAUACUUAAUACGACUGAUGCGAACAAUUUGCCAGGUCCAAUGGCAAAUAGUGGACAUCACUAUGAAACGAACACAAAAGAAUAUUUGAGAUAACAAUUUAUUAGAAUUUGUCUAAUAUUUACUAAUCAAAAAUGGCUUCAAGCACGAAAUCAGAUGAAACAAUGGAUACAGACAGUGAGAAAGUGGCCACAGAGAAUAUAGCUGGAAGCUUGACUUCAGGAGAGCCAGUUGGAGAAUCUGGCGAUAAAAUGGAAGUAAAUGUUGCCGAAGCUGUAGGAAAUGAAGAGACAAGAACUAAACAACACAUCAAGAAGGAUGACAGUGGUAUAUCUGUGGAAAAAUCUGAAAACAGUUCUGAUGAUGAUGCAUCUAAAAAGCAGAAGACAGUUAAUGGGCGGCUUCAGGAAGAUGGUAGUAGUUCUGCAAAUGGAACUGCAUUUUUUCCAAAACUGAAGUCGAAGAUUAGAAGCAGAAAUUAUCGCAUUAAGAAAGGUAGAGGUGUAGGCAAGGGAAGUUCUGAUGAUGAGGAUGAAAGUACAACUGUUGAAUCUGUACACAAUUCACCAAAGCCAGGAGAAGGAAGGAGUAGCCCCGAUUCUGGUCAUCAGGAGAGCAGUUCAGCUCCUGAUGAUGUGGAAGUUGAAGAGUCUAGUAAAGAAACAGCCGGUCUAGAAACUCCAGGUAUAGACAGCUGCAGGAAACGUUCACGAGCCUCUGAAAGUGAGGAGUCGGAUUCUGCUGGUAGUGAGGAGAGGAAGACUGAACUUUCAGACACUGAACUUGAGGAAGAAGAAAUCACGCCCAGCGUCUUACUGAAGCAGAAACCCAAACAUAAGUGGUUUGUUAUGCAAGAAGUUGUUAAUAGGCAGAAAGGCGUGAGUGGCCGUUGCCAAGGUGCAGAACUGUUCCAGCAGCGCUGCUAUGGGUCUCUGCAUUCGGUCCAGCGUUUGGAAUUGAUGUACAAGCUGGAGGCUCAUCAUGGCUGUGUGAAUGCUCUCCACUUCAACAAUUCAGGCACUCUGCUUGCAAGUGGCUCUGAUGAUCUCAGCAUUGUUGUGUGGGACUGGGCGCUUGGCAAGUUCCUAGUUUUCUAUGACAGUGGUCAUAGGAGUAAUGUAUUUCAGGCCAGGUUUCUUCCCUUAACUGGAGACACUCAUAUUGUGUCAUGUGGACGUGAUGGACAAAUCCGUCUGGCAGAAUUGUCCUCAAUGGGUGUCUGCCAUUCAACCCGUCGCUUAGCUCAGCAUCGGGGACCAGCUCAUAAAUUGGCCAUACAGCAGGAAACACCCCACGUGUUUCUGAGCUCAGGCGAAGAUGCACUAGUCAUGAGUGUUGAUGUUCGCGAAACAAAACCAGAGAAGCUUCUUUAUGUAAAAGAUGGUGAAAGGAAGAUACCAUUGUACAGCAUUCAUAUGAAUCCUCUAAAUAACAAUGAGUUUUGUGUUAGUGGCCGAGACAAUUAUAUACGUAUUUAUGAUAAAAGGAAGGUGUCUGACAACACUCAGCUCAAAAGGUUUUGCCCUAAGCAUCUGACAAACUCAGGCACUUUCACUCAUGUCACAUGUGCUGUGUUCAAUUAUGAUGGAACAGAAAUUCUUGGCUCAUACAAUGAUGAAGAUAUUUACCUUUUUGAUACAAGACAUCCUGAUGGUUCCGAUUUCAUACAUCGAUUUGAAGGUCAUAGGAACAAUGCUACAGUGAAAGGAAUCAGCUUCUUCGGUCCCAAGAGUGAGUACAUCGUCUCCGGAUCGGACUGUGGCAACAUAUAUUUCUGGGACAAAGGGACAGAAUCCAUCGUGCAGUGGAUGCUGGGAGAUGAGAAUGGCGUGGUGAACUGCUUGGAACCACACCCUCAGAUCCCUGUCUUAGCAACGAGCGGUCUAGAUGAUGAUGUCAAAAUAUGGGUGCCUUCCUGUGAGCAGGAACCUGCUAUGGCCGGUCUCAGAUCUGCUGUGGUUUCUAAUUACAAGGGCCGUGAAGAUGACCGCCAGCGAGAUCCUGAUGCUUUUGAUGGUCAGAUGCUGUGGAUUCUUUGGCGACACAUUCGACGGACUGAGCGUAGGAGGCAGUCGCAGAAUCAGAACUCGCCCGGCUGGUCCUCUGUACCUCCAUUUAGUCGUGCCUCCCGUGGCAGCAGUGCUGGAGGACUAAGGACAGCUGCUUCAGCUCCUGAUCAGGACACAACUACUAGUGAGAGCUCCAGCUCGGAUAGUGAGGAUGGAGCACAGCGUGUCCAGUGCUCCCCAUCCUAAGGUAUCUGCUCUUGUGAGGGUGUCCUUAUUUAUUGAGGGAUGUUUGUAAUAAUUAUGUUGUUUAGUUUGUUCUAACAUUGCUGUUCAGGUCAGCCAGUACGCAUAACAUAGCAUCUGAUGGAGAAAAAAACUGCAGUUGCCUAGUUUCUAAACAGUCCACUGUUCAAGAUUUCACAGAAUUCUUUGUGAAUUAAAUUCUCUUCCAGUUCUGAAAAGUAGCAUAGGGCCUCCUUCAUUGGCAAAAAAAUAAGAUCUUUAAAUGUGUUUCAGAGAUCUGUUUGUAAUAAUUCUCUGGAAAUAGACUUUCCAAAUUGAACAUAAAACUGUGAUGGUUCUAUAAGAAGGACAUUUAUUUAUACCAAAUGUUAGAAAGUGUGCGAUGUGUUUUACUCCCCAAAGAAAUUGUUGUGUUAACAAACUCUAACAUUAAAGAAUUGAAAAAAGUAUAUUACAUAGGAGGAGAUUAAAAGUAGAAUAUAAUUCUAGUGAUUCAGAUAAAAGAAAGAAAGAAAUUUAACAAAUUUCAUAGUGACUCUAACAUGAAGUUAUUUUCCAUAAGUGUAGACAGGGAAUGUUUCUUCACUCUUAUACCAACACUAAGAAAACAACAGCAAGACUCCUUCUUUCCAGGAUGUGAUUCUGUGUAGUCUGGUAGAUCAUUACCGGUUUUUCGGAUAAACACUGCCUCCAAAUUCAAGGCAGGAGAGUAACCGAGCACAAGAAAGUGGUACCAGCCCCAGUACUCCCUCUGUGUAUGUCCAUACCUUUCUUCCAUGCUCCCCUUUCCUGAGGAUGCGGAUAGCACAGUCCUCCAUAUCAUCGGUAAUUAUCUACAAGACAACAUGGUGUCACAUACCAGAAGAUAAGGAAUCUUCAUAGUCACUACAUUGGGAACCUCAGGUCUCACAAAACUGCGGCAAUAUGAACCCUAUCGCAUGUCACAUAGAUCAGAACAUGCCUCACACACACACACACACACGUAUUUAUUGGACAGUGAUGGAGAGAGGUCUGUUCCUUGUAUUUUGGUGACUUUCAAACGAAUGUUCACAAAUGGAUGUUGAAAAGUGCAUGCUGUACUUCCUAUACUGCGAGGUGAAGUCCCAAUAUUUUAAAAUUAAUUUUAAAAGAAAGUAUAAAAUAACCAUGCAUAAGAAAAUCCUAUUUUGUAAUAUACACAGAAACUUAGCAGGUUUAAGUAAUGCUGUCAUGUAUUUUGCAGGAAGAAACUGUAAAUCUCAAGCUAAGAACGUGUACAUUGGAAUAUAACAUAGAUGUGAAUGCAAAUAAAGAAUGCCUAUGAUAGCA
Molecule: messenger RNA, 3623 nt
Organism: Cryptotermes secundus
Lineage: Eukaryota; Metazoa; Arthropoda; Insecta; Blattodea; Kalotermitidae
Product: DDB1- and CUL4-associated factor 8
Exons: 10
Coding region: 198-2318 (706 amino acids)
Cellular component (GO): cytoplasm; Cul4-RING E3 ubiquitin ligase complex
Molecular function (GO): protein binding
Source: RefSeq, a predicted model, not a curated record